Molecule: messenger RNA, 3570 nt
Organism: Leishmania braziliensis MHOM/BR/75/M2904
Lineage: Eukaryota; Euglenozoa; Kinetoplastea; Trypanosomatida; Trypanosomatidae
Exons: 1
Coding region: 1-3570 (1189 amino acids)
Biological process (GO): maturation of SSU-rRNA from tricistronic rRNA transcript (SSU-rRNA, 5.8S rRNA, LSU-rRNA)
Cellular component (GO): nucleolus
Molecular function (GO): protein binding
Source: RefSeq, a predicted model, not a curated record
AUGACCGAAAAGUCGCUCCUUCUGAAGUGCGACUUCGCUGGUCGUUACUUCAUAGUCGGCACAGACUUCCCCACAGCACGCAUCUUCGACACAACGACCUCAUCCCUAGCCGCUGUCGUGGAAUUGCCCCUACGCAGUCGCACAUUCUCGCUCGCUGCAUUGACACUGACGUCGCUCGCGAUUCGCCAAGCGGAGGAGGCCGCGGUGCCAGCGACAAGUAGGAAUGGCAGCGCGCUUGCUGGUCACCGCAGCGAGGCGCUUCUCAUCAGCAAGGUCGCUACGUAUUACGCCGCCGUUGGCCUCAGCGACGGCACGGUGAUCCUGCACGAUGUGCACCGUGACGCUCAGCUCGCCCACGUGCAAGUGUCAGAGACACGGCAGCCAAUCAUCUCGCUGCAGAUAUGUGGCGGGUACGCGUUCUGCUUGGCUGCCAACCAUAUCCUUUACGUGGCGCACAUUCAGAAUGCCGCCGCAGGGCCGUGUCUACGUCUGCGCGUGCAGCCUGAUGCGAGCUCGAUCGCGGUCACCACAAUCAUCACUCCUACGGACACAGCAGCGGGGAGGACGACCUCCACGGCAGAAAGCGCCACUGUCGCGUAUCGCGUCUUCCGGGUGUUUGUCUCGGGCCCUACAAACGCACUGUACGAGAUGCGGGCGCUGGCGAACACCAUCAGCAGCAGCAGCUGCAGCGGUGGCAUGGCCGGCUCGGCUACCGCCAACACGGCAGACGUGCCGCAGGUGAACAUGACGAAGCUCCUGGCAUUUCCAUCUCAGGGAACGAGUGCCGAGUUUGCAUGGGUGAGCAAUGUGGUCCCAUCAGCUCUGUCUGCUAGUGGUGGCUCGUCGGACGCCCUAGUCUCGCUGCCGGCCAUCACAGCCAGUGCGCAAGACGGCGUUGUGCGUGUCUGGGACGUGCAAUACACACCGCCGUCGUCCUCUGCCGCCGCCUCCCUCCUCACCACCGGUCUUGAUAGCGCCACCGCGUCGUCAACAGCAGGGGUGACGCGGUGCCGCCGUACGCUACUGUGCGGGCAGCGCAUCCUCAACGUGUCCGUGCUGCCAGACACGGCCAACGGCAGCCAUAAGUGCAGCUACAUCAUGGUGACCACCCUAACUGGUUCAGUGCUCCUCUGGAGCCUCGGUGACGCUCUACUGCCGCCAGUAGUGGAGCCGGUGCCACUGAAGCCGGAUGUGGUGCUCGUGUCUGCAGUAGCGGCUGGUCGGCUCCUCUUCGGUGCACUUCGGCCGGCCUCUGGAGCACCGAGCCAUGCCGCCACACCAGGCAGCCCGUUGCGUUCUCUGGAGGUGACCCUGUUGCGCGGCCGCUUCGCCCUGCCCAUGUUUGAAACCAGAAACAUUGGCGACGCCGUGGAUCAGGCGUCGUCAGCAGCUGCCGCAGCGCCGCCGGAGCCAGUAGCCACCACGGACCCCGCCACUGGCGCCAAGCCGAAGGCAAAGGCGGCGAAGGUGAACUCUUCCAACGCGCGACACACGGCCCUCGCCACCCUCGCCCUCGGCGUGGCGGGCACCAUCGCGAGCGCCGUCACCGUCGUGGAGCUGCCGCUGAACUCAGCCCAUGCCUCGUUGCUGGCAAGCCAGCGCGAUGCGGAGUACGUUCUCCAGCAUACCACCGACGCGGCCACAAGCACCUUCGUCGUGUUGGACACCGUCUGGGCAGCACACCAGCAGCAGGUUGCCGCAAGGGCAAGCCAGUACAUGACAGACGCCUUCAAAGCACCACAGCUGUAUCAUGCCAAGUCCAUUCAGGACCUGCCAGUGAAGCAGUACACACUCGAGCAGCGGCUGCAGCAGGUGGCCCGUGAAGAGGCGGCCGCCUCGCUGCGGCGGAGGCAACUCGGCACUGACAAUGUGGCGGCCGCAGAGGGAGCAAAUGACCAUGACGAUGCCCUCGAGCAGCGCCAAGGGGGCACGGUCAAGGUUGGUCGCAGUGUUGUGUCGCAGCACGCCCUCGGCCUCGCUACCGUGCCCCUGUACCAGGCAUUACACGCGAAUGACACGUCAGCUGUGAUGGACCUGCUGAGUAUGUCCGCCCGGUCUGCUAAGGGCAUGCGGGCGACAGUACUUUCUCUGCAGCUUCCGUACUGCCUGCAGCUGCUGCAUGUUAUCUCAGAGCGCUUGGGAUUGUGCAGUAAGGCAGUGGAGAAAGUCACGCCAGCGUUGCAGGCCGGUGCGGGUGACAGUGCAGAGUCAACGAUUGGGAGUGCUACGGCGGGGCAGGACAGCCAUACUACCGGCAACCUGGGAGGCAGCACCGCGGCCGACGCGGUCGCACAGUCCGCAGACACCAAUAAGGGCAGUGGCAGCGGUGCCGCACUGCGCGGAGGGGUGGCAGCCUUCUCAAUCCGAUCCUCGCUUCUGGAGUGGAUCGACGCCAUUGUGCACUACCGUGGCAGCGAGCUGCUAACAGUGCAGCGCGACUGGGACGCGCGGGAGGCGAGCGGUCAGACGAGUGAGGCGACCCCGCCGAUGGCUGCCUCCCCUCCCAGAGACUUUCUCGCCCCCAUCUUGCAUCACUACGAGAGCCUGUGCAGCCAGUACGACAAAUUGGCUGUUCUGUAUGGGCGGCUGUCGAUCUUCAAGUCCGUCCGACCUUCGCAGAAGAACGACUUCACGAACAUUCCGCGUAAGUCGCUAGCCUCCAAUGUAGAGAUGGGGCGCCCAGUGCCAGACGUCAACGGCGGCCUCGCCAGUAGGAGUGGCUCCAGCAAGCGACGCCUGCACCUCAUCGGGCGAAGCAGCGUCAUUGAUGACGACAUCGUCUUCCCCGUAAUGUUCAAAGAGUCCCGCUCGCGGUCUGGCCUUCGGGUGGUGCGCGUCCGCAGCAAGUUGGAGAUCGAGAAGAAGCGGCGGCAGCGCGAAAACAAGGGCUUAGCCCUGCAGAAGCGGGCGCGUGUGCUAGCGCAGGAGCAGCUUCGGAGCACCAAGGCUGCGCACAGCAUCCUCGACGACAACAGCGACAUGAAGCGCGGCGGCGGCCUUGAUGACAUGGACCAGAUCAUGAUGGCCGAGGUGGCGGGCAAAGACGGCGAGAUGAACCUGGACAUACUGGAGGCAAUGGACCUCGCUGAUGAUUCGAGCGACGCUGAUGUGUCCAGCGACAGUUCCUUCGACGACGAAGAGGAUGAAGAGGGUGAGGACUACAGUGAGGAAGAAGGGAAGAGUCCCACCGUUGCCCGUAACAAGAGUAAGAAGACCCGCAGGGAGGCUGUCGUGACGGACGAAAUGCUAGCCGACGCUGGAGAAGAGAGUGACGACCACCAGGAUAAGGACGAUGACACAGCCCUUGACAGCAGCGAGGCCGAUUUCUCUUCUGGCAGCGACGACGCAGUUGACUCCGAAUCUCUCGAUAGCGACGAUGAAGAGAGUGAUGAAGACGACGAGGGCAGCGACGAGGGCAGCGACGAGGAAGAAAGUCCUGACGACGACGAGGCGCAGGCGUCUGACGAAGAUGACGGCAUGGGCGAAGACAUGCAGGAGCUGCUGACCCAGCAUGAGGGGGAUGAGGAUCGCUCAGAUCGUCGCAAAGCAAAGAAGGUGCGUACUGACUAA